ACAGCUAUCUGUGAUCAGAGAUGGCGGGCGCCUCCGACCCCCUGGAAGAUAUGCUGUUUUCAGAGGUGGAUGAGAAAGCUGUGAGCGACCUGGUGGGCUCUUUGGAGUCCCAGCUCUCCGGACAAAGCAACCCCGGAGGGAAAGCAGAGGAAAACGGAGGCUCCGUGGCCCCCGCGAACCAUCACUUAGGGAAAACGCUACCAGCACAGGCACAACAACAACAAGGACGGCGGUAUAAUAAACCCGAGAUGCACCAGGACGCAAACUGCAACGAUACAACUGUAACAUCUUCCCCUGCAGGAUGCACGGCUUCCUUCACCGAUCUUACCGCCACUUCUGCAGCCUGUGGCGGGUCGCAGUCACACGGAGCAUCCAUCACAACACUGACCGCUUCUGGUGUGUCAACUUUGGCAUCGACGCCGGGCAGCAUCAGCACCGCCUCCAGUAAGGUGAGCCCGGGGAAACGCGUGAACACACCGAGGAGAAACGCUUCUGCUCGGAUCAAGAGUUUGAACGGCGCCGCUGUAGGGACCAGGAGGAACAGCAACACGGGGGAAAACCUGAGCCCUCCUGUGGAUGCAACUACUCCAAACUCUGCUCCUCUGGCGGUGACGUCCUCUAUUAAUGCUUCUACUUUCACCCUGUCUCAUGCAAACAUCCCUGCAGGACAGUCAGCUAUUGCUCUGGACCGGGGGACUCCCACCAUCGCUCUGCAGAGACUCCCGAGUCACAUUGUGGCGAGCAUAGCCCAAAAUGGGACCAGUGUUUCGGCCUUGGUGCAGCAGGGUGCCCCAGUAGGAUCCACAGAAUCAGCAGAAGCAGCUCCACUGGGGAACCACAGCAAAACACUCACAGACACUUCCAAAGCAGACGAUUGUCAGUCCAAAAUUGUAAUGUCAGGUCAACCUGUUGGUGGUGUUGUUAACUCUGUAAUAAACUCCUCUGUUGUCACACCACCACCACCAACUACAAUUACUAUAACUACAGCAGCAGCUACAACCGCAGCAACAACAACAGUAUCCCAGCCUCAGAUCUCUGCUACAUCCACAGCAGGGUCUCCAUGUGUGAGUGCUCAGACUCCACCAGUGACCUCCACUGUGAGCAUGAUCAGACCCACAACGCCCUCCCCAACCCAGUCUACACCCCCCCGUCCUGGACUCGCAGCCCCUCAGAGGAUCGUGGCCCCCCAGCUGAUUGUGAGACCCCCUCAGCAGCAGACCACCAUCCAGCUGCCCCCCGGGUUCACCAUCCCUCAGGGGAUGGUGCUGGUGCGCACGGAGCUGGGUCAGCUGGUGAUGGUUCCUCAGCAGGCGUUGGCCCAGGCUCAGGCUCAGGCUCAAGCUCAGGCCCAGAACAACAUCUCUCCACGGCCCCCCACCCCCACAGCAGGAGCCCCCACCUUCAGAGUGACCACCCCCCAGGUGAGACUGCAGGACACACACACCUGCAACAUAUACACUUGUAUUAGCACAACCCCAAUGCUCCACCAUUACAGCAAGACAACAAGAACUGAGGGGGAAAAGUUUAAGAUCAUUUAA
Molecule: messenger RNA, 1538 nt
Organism: Gymnodraco acuticeps
Lineage: Eukaryota; Metazoa; Chordata; Actinopteri; Perciformes; Bathydraconidae
Product: transcription initiation factor TFIID subunit 4-like
Exons: 2
Coding region: 21-1538 (505 amino acids)
Source: RefSeq, a predicted model, not a curated record